Molecule: messenger RNA, 2040 nt
Organism: Drepanopeziza brunnea f. sp. 'multigermtubi' MB_m1
Lineage: Eukaryota; Fungi; Ascomycota; Leotiomycetes; Helotiales; Drepanopezizaceae
Biological process (GO): proteasome-mediated ubiquitin-dependent protein catabolic process
Cellular component (GO): Cul4-RING E3 ubiquitin ligase complex
Molecular function (GO): protein binding
Source: RefSeq, a predicted model, not a curated record
AUGUCUCACAGUCCCGUAUAUCAACAAGGCGAGGGAGAGAUGGACGAGGAUGAUGCUUUUAUUCAAAGUCCACUGAAUCAAUACCGGCAAGCUGAAGAUGAUGGUGGGGAUGAAGGCGAAGGUGAAGAUACAGAGGGAGGGAGAGAGGGAGAAGGAGAAUCAGAGGGAGAAGAGGAAGAAUACGGAGACGAAGACGAAGACGAAGACGAAGACGAAGGAGGUGACGACGGCAUAAGCUACGACGAGAUCGAAGUCGAAAUUGAUGUCGAUGAAGUCGAGGACGAUGACGGGGAGGGACAAACGCCGGAUUAUGAAGCACAACAUCUCAUUGGACAACGCCGACUUCUGGCCAUGCUACGGAGCCACCAGGUCAGAAGGAUGCUUCGCCUCGGGGAUAUUCACCUAGAAGAAGAGGACGAAGGGGACGACAGCGAUGCGGCCUGGUGGGGCGGAAGAAGGCAGAGGACACGUCCGGACCCCAAUCGCUUUCCGAAGGUGCCAUCUGAGAAGGGUGCUGAGCUGAUGAACUCAGGGGCCUUUGGAGCGGAUCCAGCGUACACGGUUACGUCGAUUGAUAGGAAUAGAAUUGGGAAGAAGAAGCUUGCACUGCGGAUACUGGAUAGAGAGUUGGCUAUUGAGAGUCCUGCCAGACAAAGGUUAAACAAACGGCUCAUGGCCCAGGAUAUGAUACCUGCCUCGAAUGCUGACAUGGUCAUCUCUUACGAUCUACCAGUCUACUCGGGGCAGUUCUCGGAUGACGGGAAUUUCUUUUUCUCCGCCAACAAAGACUACAAAGUCCGAAUGUACGAUACCUCAAAUCCCUACAAGUGGCGGUAUUACAAGACAGUGGAGUAUCCCAUGGGACAAUGGACUCUCACGGACGCUUCGCUGAGCCCGGACAACAAGUAUCUAGCCUAUACAUCUAUACAGAGUCAAGUCUGCCUGGCCCCGACAGAUCCGAAUGAUAUGGGAGAUCCAUACGUCUUGGAUUUGGCGUUGACAGAGGGAGCUACUGGCAGAAACUACAGAUCAUUUGGCAUUUGGUCUAUUCGGUAUUCGGGUGAUGGUCGGCAAUUAGUCGCUGGUACGACCGGAGGUUCUGUUGUGCUUUAUGAUAUUGAGUCGCGCAGACAGCUGCACAGGAUUUAUGGGCAUGAUGACGAUGUCAAUGCGGUCUGUUUCGCUGACAAGUCUUCACCUCAUAUCCUCUAUUCUGGUUCGGAUGACACGACGCUCAAGGUAUGGGACACGAGAAGUAUGGGUGAAAGUCGAUCUGCGGGAGCUUUUAUUGGCCAUACCGAGGGUCUCACCUACAUUGAUAGCAAAGGAGAUGGCCGAUACAUCCUUAGCAACGGCAAAGACCAAACUAUGAAGCUUUGGGACCUACGAAUGGUCAUGCCCUCAGAGAAAUUCGAAUCUAUCAAUCCGCACCGCCGCGUCAACAAUGGAGAGCGCUUCGACUAUCGUUGGGGCUCCUACGACAUGAACGACUGGUACCAAGACCCAGAUGACAACUCAGUCGUCACUUUCCGCGGCCACAGAGUGCUACGUACACUGAUCCGUUGCCAUUUCUCUCCACCCUCCAGCACGAACUCACGCUACGUGUAUUCAGGAAGUGAGGACGGCAAAGUCUUCAUUUACAACAUGGACGCUACUCUCGCUGGUACUAUUGAUGUCUACAGCGCUACGCAAGGCGCCCAGCCCAUAUCCGCGGAUGAUGAGGGGGUCCACCCACAAACCGGCACGCCGUGGAGGACUUGUGUCAGAGAUGCGAGUUGGCAUCCUAAUGCACCGAUAAUUGUCGCGUCCGCGUGGAACGGGUAUGGAAUGUCAAGCGGUACAUGUACGGUACAUUCCUGGAACGAUGGGGCAGAGGACGACGAGGCAGAACCGAAGAUGGGACACCGCGUCAAUCAAAGGCUGGUGGCAGACCCGAUCUACCACGACAGGCUGGGGACGACGACCGCCACCACGCCCGCCACGACGAUGACGACGGGUGGAAUAGUGAUGAGACUGAGGCCCAGUUUUGAAGUCAUUUGA